Molecule: messenger RNA, 1184 nt
Organism: Prorocentrum cordatum
Lineage: Eukaryota; Dinophyceae; Prorocentrales; Prorocentraceae
Source: the annotation of a GenBank genome assembly
AUGCAGUCAAGGGAGAGGUCCAAGAGCAGAGACCCCUGGAACAAAGGCGACAGGGAUACUGUGAACCAGCUCGUGGCGAAGAUUGCGCCAGCUACUCCAGAAGUGGCAAGGUCGGAGGCCUGCAAGAAUGCCUACGUGAAGGCGCCCCCGGCAGAGCAGAAGGAUGCAGUGAACAAACAUCGCGAAGAGGUCAAAGAGAAGAUUCGCAAGAUCGGCAUCCUUAUCAAGGCUGCUGCUGCAGCGGAUCGCCCUGCGAACGACGCGGACUGCAAGGAGAUAGCGGUGCUCAAAUACAUGCUGACGGAAAGUUCAGGAUCAGAGAACCUGCUGUCCGAGGUGCGCGAGAGGCGCAUCCAGCUCGAGGAAACCAUUCGCAACAUCCAGGAGACGAUCGACCAGCUGACGAAGUCGAAGGACGAGGGUGGCACGGCCGAGAGCGCCGAUACGGAGAUGCACAAUGCAGAGGAGGGCGUUGGCAGGGCGCCUGGGGACCUUCAUGCAGGCCUUGGGAGAGAGGCAGCAGCAUCUUCAGUGGCGCCAAAGGCAGCUGCGGCGGGCCACGCCGCGCCAGCUGUGCCAGAGAGCUCCAGAGAGAUGGACUCGAUCAAGGAGUGCCUCCAGCGCCUGACCGCAGCGCAGGUGCAGCAGCAGAACCAGCAGGAGGCCAUGAUGAGGCAGAUUGGCAACUUCCGCGGCCACCUGAUGGACGAGGGCAAGUGCCAGGCAUAUCGCCUACAUCCACGGCUGCGUCUACCCCCCCCUGGAUACCCGAACCUGUACGAGCAGAUGUGGGCAGAAAGGCAGGCGGCGGGCAUGGGGUUUCGGCAGGCCCCGAGUCCAGCGGACGCGGGGAUAUUUUGGGAUCCAAGCACGACCCCAGCCGACUCGGACGCUGCGGAGUACCAGCACCAGUUGAGGAUGGCCAGGUUCCACCCGAUGUACCCCAGCCAGUCAGCACAGAGGUCGCCGACGUUUCCUUCGGCGCCCUUCACGCCCGCGCAGCCGCAGAUGGAGCCCGAGACGCCUGCGAUAGCGCCUUGGGAUUGCCCGACCCCGCAGUACGACGUCCUGUGCACGCCGAAGGCCCCAGCGGGUGGCCCGUCUCAGGACGAGCCUCCGACGAUCAGGGUGCCAACCUCCGCGUGCACGACGGAUGCGUGCGACAGGGCCUUCGCCCAGAUGCA